Molecule: messenger RNA, 634 nt
Organism: Eimeria maxima
Lineage: Eukaryota; Apicomplexa; Conoidasida; Eucoccidiorida; Eimeriidae
Exons: 2
Source: RefSeq, a predicted model, not a curated record
CAGGGGCGAGGAAGCCGCAGAUUUGGUGGAGGCGCUGCAGCCAAUGCCUUCGCCUGGAGCGUUUCCUUCAGUGCCUAGUAGUAUUGAACCAGCCGAAGAGGCGACAAAAAGCCACGCAGGACUAUCUGGCACCAUGUCAGAAGGCACAAUGCACUCAGGACCACUUUCGAGUUCUGAGCCGUUACAAAGUGAUUCUCCCCGCGAGUCCCUGUCCCAACGGGCUCAGCUGGCAAUCAAAGAUCUGUUUGAUUCUCGUGAGUGGCUCCAAGAAUUGCUAGGGAGAGUCCCUGACCAAGUCCUCGCUACGUGUCCAUUCUACCGUUUUCCCAUGAAGCAACUAAGCCUGGCAACUUUUAGCAUGGUUAUACCAGAAAUAUUGGCUGCCAAUAUGAAGGAUGCGGUUGUGGUCCUCUCCGAAUGCAUGCGACUACUGAAGAAGACGUCGCUAUCCCUUGAGGAGACUAAAGCCCUUUUGGGCUACACGGAGCGUCUGUACGGAUACGCAACCACCACGAUGCCGGGUGCAAGAGGAGGUUUCGCAGCUAUACAAACUAUUGACGCUCUAGGGAGAGUGUUGUUUGUUCUCGAUACGCUGCAUUGUGCAGCAGAAGUGCUUGGAGAAGCUUCCAACUAA